Molecule: messenger RNA, 1077 nt
Organism: Aspergillus clavatus NRRL 1
Lineage: Eukaryota; Fungi; Ascomycota; Eurotiomycetes; Eurotiales; Aspergillaceae
Product: putative integral membrane protein Pth11-like
Exons: 6
Coding region: 1-1077 (358 amino acids)
Source: RefSeq, a predicted model, not a curated record
AUGGCUUCCGAUUCCCAAGGACCCAUCGUGGUGGGCAUUGCCGUUGCUUUUGCCAUUGAGACAUUUAUCGUGAUUUGCCUGCGCCUGUUUGCUCGGAUUGUGGUCCUGGAACGAGUGGGCUUGGAUGAUUAUCUCAUCGUCUGCGCAUGUGUAUUCUCGUGGACUUUCAUCGCUGUCACAAUAGUCGCGGUUCAAAAAGGCCUUGGCUCACACUUGGAGGAUGUGGACCCCAACAACCUCGUUUCCUACUCCUUUGUGGUCUGGCUGAGCUCCAUGUUCUACCUGGCCUGCUUGGGCUUCAUCAAAACCUCUGUCUGCUGGUUCUACACUCGCAUUGGUGAUAAGACCCUCACCCGGAUGUCGUUGAUCAUGAUGGUUGUGGUAGGCACACAAGCCGCCGUGUUCGUCAUGGUCGCUGCCUUUCAAUGUCGACCAAUUUCCAAAGCUUGGAAUGCAGAGUUGCCCGGUUACUGUGUUGAGAUUAAUGUCUUCUACCUAUCCAAUGCUGCGCUCAACAUCCUAACCGAUCUGCUUACCUACACCCUCCCGAUCAAAGUCAUCUUCAAUUUGCAGAUGCCGGUCAAGCAGAAGUUUGCGUUGGUUCUCAUCCUGUGUCUGGGUCUCUUUGCGUGCAUCUCCUCCAUCAUUCGUAUCACCUACAUUCCCACCAUGCUCACUUCGGCCGACUUCACCUACGCCAUCGGCGGGGCCAUGUACUGGUCCGUGAUUGAGACCAACGUUGGCAUCCUGGCCGCUUCUAUUCCCUCCUUCAAGGCCAUCGCGUCACGCUUCUUGCCCCGACUCAUCGGCGAGUACUCAUCCGGGCGCAAGUACCGAUCCGUCUCGAAGCUCACGGGAUCGAAAGAAACACACUCGGGAUUCUCACGAUUCAAGGACAGCGUGACACUUGGCUCCCUGCGCGCCACAGAAGAGGAGGAGAUGGCGUUGGGGACACAGAUCCACAGUGGAUAUGGUCAGAAUUCGAGCGAGGAAAGAAUCGUGGUGCCGGACGGGAAGAUCUGGACCACCACGGAGAUCCAAACCAACGUCGAGGUCAGCCAUGGUGACGUCCGAUGA